AUGAUGACAAAGAGCUACUGUAUCUCUAAAAAUUUUUUAAGGCUCUUUUUAACUUUUCUUAUUUGUUCUAGUGUCAUAUCUGCAUACUAUCCAGAAUAUGGUCUACGUAGACAAAUGAGAGCUUUAGAUUCAAUUGAAGGAUCUGAUUUUGGAUUUAAAAAACGUGCAUUGGAUAGUCUUGAAGGAGAAGGAUUUGGUUUAAAAAAAAGAGCUUUAGAUUCAAUUGAGGGAUCUGAUUUUGGAUUUAAAAAACGUGCAUUGGAUAGUCUUGAAGGAGAAGGAUUUGGAUUAAAGAAACGUGCUCUUGAUUCAAUUGAGGGAUCUGACUUUGGAUUUAAAAAACGUGCAUUGGAUAGUCUUGAAGGUGAAGGGUUUGGAUUAAAAAAAAGAAAUUCUAAAUUUGGAAACAGAUAUUUAGCUUUCUUAAGAUAUCAUUAA
This is a messenger RNA of Strongyloides ratti, 438 nucleotides long. RefSeq lists its product as hypothetical. The transcript is spliced from 2 exons. The coding region runs from base 1 to 438 and encodes 145 amino acids. Gene Ontology annotation, molecular function: neuropeptide hormone activity. NCBI's taxonomy places the organism in Eukaryota, Metazoa, Nematoda, Chromadorea, Rhabditida, Strongyloididae. The record is from RefSeq and is a predicted model, not a curated record.